AUGGACUCCAUCUUCAAGUCUACUGAGCCACUCUUCCAGGUGAGCGUCCCGUCUGUGGAACGCCCCUUCGGUAUUUAUUUGUGGCCACUUUUCUCUGCUGUCUUUGAGAAGAUAAUUGGUUACCCAGCUGAAGAGUUUGAGUUCGUCAACGGCAAGACCUUCUUGGCCAACGGCAGACAUGCCCUUAGCAUCAUUGCUGUUUACUAUGUAGUGAUUUUUGGUGGGCGUGCCCUCUCGAACGCAGUGAAUGCCCCUGCCUUGAAGUUGAACUUUUUGUUCCAGCUUCACAACUUGGGGUUGACCUUGGCUUCAUUGAUUCUCUUGCUCUUGUUGGUGGAACAGUUGGUUCCUAUCUUGUACCACCACGGUUUGUUCUAUGCCAUCUGUGACAAAAAGGCAUUUGCUCCUAAGUUGGUGACAUUGUACUAUUUGAACUACUUGACCAAGUAUUGGGAGUUAAUCGACACUGUUUUCUUGGUCUUGAAGAAGAAGAAGUUGUUGUUUUUGCAUGUUUACCAUCACGGCGCCACUGCACUCUUGUGCUACACACAGUUGACCGGUAACACUUCUGUUGAGUGGGUUCCAAUUGGAUUGAACUUGGCCGUGCACGUUGUCAUGUACUGGUACUACUUCUUGAGUGCCCGUGGUAUCCGUGUGUGGUGGAAGGAGUGGGUGACAAGAUUCCAGAUCAUUCAGUUCGUGUUGGACUUGAUCUUCGUGUACUUUGCAACCUACACCCACUAUGCUUAUGCGUACUUCCCAUCGCUCCCACGUAUGGGCGACUGUUACGGAAGUGAGCUUGCAGCUUUCUAUGGAUACUUAAUUUUGUCGUCAUACUUGUUGUUGUUCAUCUCAUUCUACAUCAAGGUAUACAAAACUGCUGGCAAGAAGUCAGCUAAGAAGGCUGAAGGCGUAAGUGUUGGCCAAGCCACAGGAGCAGAGGUUGCAGGAAGCAAGGCCCGUUCCAGAAAGGCUUAA
Sungouiella intermedia is the source of this 978-nucleotide messenger RNA. Lineage: Eukaryota; Fungi; Ascomycota; Pichiomycetes; Serinales; Metschnikowiaceae. The record is from the annotation of a GenBank genome assembly.